CCACACCACACAGCCGCAACAGCCACCACCAGGCCAGCAGCGCGCACACACACCAGCCAAGCUCGCCGGAGAGAGAAGCCUCGAAGAUGUCCGGCCGCGGCAAGGGAGGGAAGGGGCUGGGCAAGGGCGGCGCAAAGCGCCACCGGAAGGUGCUGCGCGACAACAUCCAGGGCAUCACCAAGCCGGCCAUCCGCCGUCUGGCUCGCAGGGGCGGCGUGAAGCGCAUCUCGGGGCUCAUCUACGAGGAGACCCGCGGCGUGCUCAAGAUCUUCCUGCAGAACGUCAUCCGCGACGCCGUCACCUACACCGAGCACGCCCGCCGCAAGACAGUCACCGCCAUGGACGUCGUCUACGCGCUCAAGCGCCAGGGCCGCACCCUCUACGGCUUCGGCGGCUAGGCCGCGCCCGUCCACUCGAAUCCACCUCGCGCCGGUAGCCAGAUUCGUAGCAUAUAUAGCUAGCUAUGGGUGUCCACUGUUCAUUGUCUUCAUUGUAAUGGCCGCAUCUCGCUGCUCUUGUUCAGUGUUCAGUGAUUGGAUGUACAUCAGUGAUACUAGAAUGGAAAUCGCAGCAUUUUACCCUCGAAUUCUUC
Triticum dicoccoides is the source of this 592-nucleotide messenger RNA. Its product is annotated as histone H4-like. Gene Ontology annotation, molecular function: protein heterodimerization activity; structural constituent of chromatin; DNA binding. The transcript has a single exon. The record is from RefSeq and is a predicted model, not a curated record. The coding region runs from base 87 to 398 and encodes 103 amino acids. NCBI's taxonomy places the organism in Eukaryota, Viridiplantae, Streptophyta, Magnoliopsida, Poales, Poaceae. Gene Ontology annotation, cellular component: nucleosome.